Messenger RNA from Caenorhabditis sp. 36 PRJEB53466, 2241 nucleotides. The record is from the annotation of a GenBank genome assembly. NCBI's taxonomy places the organism in Eukaryota, Metazoa, Nematoda, Chromadorea, Rhabditida, Rhabditidae.
AUGCGUCUUCUCGUUUUUGCGUCGACGUUGCUGCUCGUGACCACGGCUCUUCCGGCAGCCACCCGCGUCUUCAUCGGAGAGCUCUACGAAUACAAUCUCGGCGACGUGCAAACGAACGCAACCGGCAAGAAUGGAGGUUCGCUCCCGUCCUGGCUCAUGGUCCGCAACCAAAUCCUCCAAGGAAUCCCAACCGAGUUCGACGUCGGAAGACACACGAUCAUGGUGAGUCAUGGGGAAAAAAUAGAGAGAGAGAGAGAAACUACGUGGCGAGGGGCCUUGAAGGCAGCAUCUAGGAACUGUAGGCGUGAGUCAUCCGAGAAGCAAUCAAUUUAGCAGCUCGCAAAGUGGCACAUGAGUCAACUAGCGCCAAUAACUGUCGGUCCUAUCAGAAAACAGGUAUCGAUUGCUAUAGAAGUACCCUAAUAACACUUAGCAGCAGCUUUUUUGAGUUUCUGGAUUAAAACAUGAGAGAUAAGUGGUCCGCAAGGGCUGAAGAGCGCGUGAGUUGAGUGGGAGUCACUUGGUGUAACAUGCAGUAUUUAUAGAUCAAGCCAAUCGGCCGCAAGCCGUUCUACCUGCACCUGAACGUCGAGGAGGAGCGUGAGAGUGUCUGCGGACCCAACGUUACCUACUGGAUGGAGACCUACCACGAGCAGAAUGCUACGCUCGCCAACCGAAUCAACAGCGCCCUGGCGAUGGCCGAGCUGGAGAUCGACCCGAAAAUCAAAACCGUCCGUGUCUACUCGUUCAACUUCAGCAGUAUCAUCCGUGAGCUCGAAGAAAUCAACGCGGAAGAAGUGCACGGACAGUACAUGGUCAUGUGGCGAGUGAGCUGCGACGACUUCGAUGAGGCCCUCAGCUACAUGGACGACUUCAUGGAACGUGACGACGUUGACUACGACUCCCUCAAGCUGGCGAAGGGAUUCUUCAAGACCGGAGUCGCCCCGAAACCAACUGAGGAGGCCGAAGAAGAGACGACCACCACCCGACUCGUUCGGACCACGACCGAAGUCUCACGCACCACGAGGAAAGUUAUCACUGACAACAAGCCAAUCCUCCUCAACCGGCUUCCAUCUUUUGCCUGCGUCAGGUAACACAUUGGAUCCAGAGUUUCAGAGAAACAUAGUAGUAUUUCAGAGGUGAGAUGUGCGAGCUACGCAUUCCAGCUGAGACCUUCAAGGAUGCUGAGGACGGUGACACCUUCAAGCUGCGUCUUUCCGUGCUUGCUCUCGACAAUGCUGAGGUCUGGAUGAUCAACGAUCCGAACAAGGGGCUGAUCGGAAUUCCGAUGCGCACCGGAGAGUACAACUACCGUCUGGAGGCUCGCGACCAAGCCGGACAGCUUGCUUCCGCUCCUUUCCAAGUCAACGUCAAGCCGGCUCUUCCAGUCAACCACCGUGUGCAGCUCGAGAUGGACAUGCCAACUCCGGAACAGAUGGCCACCAUCCCCGCCAAGAGGAACAUGCUGCUCCGCGCUCUUGCUCGAUCCCUCAAGGCCCCAAUCCAUUCCUUCACCCUUCAGGAGAUUGGAUUCAAGAACAACAAGACCAUGAUCGCCUUUAGCAACAACUCGAUCCCGUACAAGACCUGCGACGAGAACGCUCUCGAAGCCAUGGCCGCCAAGAUGAUCAUGAAGCAAAAGAUGCGGACCAAGACGGAGUUCGUCAAGAUCAUGGGCAACCAGUUCUACGUCCGCCGUGCCACCCUUAUCCGCCAGGGCAACUGUGAGGACUCUGUGGAGAUCAGCACCACUGCCCCGACCAUCCAAUCAAUCCAAGAGGCCGAUUCGCAGCUCAUCCUCAUCUGUGUCCUCCUCUUCUUGCUCCUCGUCAUUGCAGUGGCCAUCAUCGUCUACUGUGCCUGCGUGAAGAGGAACGGAAAGAAGAAAUCGCCGAGCACCGAGUACGUUGCCAAGGGACUGCCUGUCGUGUUCCCGGAUGAGGUGGACGAGAGCGACCCAACCCACGCCGGAACACCGAUGCUUGCCCGCGAGGAACGUCCGCCACUCAAGGUAAGAUCCCUUCCUGAUGAACAGAAACAAGGAACGCACGGUCUUCGUUCUCACACCGCUGUCCUCUCAAGAUGAAAGACUCGAUUAUAUCUCGUCGCAUUUUGCAGGUCUCGCAGCACGAGAAUCCCCUCUACAAGCCGCCACCGCCAAUCGCCAGCAACUCGCCGCGUCUCGGACAGGCCUCGUCGUCGUCGAACCAGAAGCUUCAGUCGCCGUUCAUUCCUCCCUAA